CAGUGCUCCCCGGCUGCCGCCCCUGCCGCCGGGCGGCCCCCCGAGCCCUGUCGCCGCCAGUGGGCUGUCACCCUUUCUCUCCGCGGGGGUCGCUCGGAGCAGCCCCACCAUGGAGGCGGCCACGGCAGGGGAAGUCAGUGUACAAGAUGAGGCCGUGGACAAAAGCACCUUUAAGAAAUGCAACCAGAUUGCUUUUUACAGGCGUCAGAAACUGUUAUGUCCUGGAAAAUCCUCAUAUCAAGCAUUGCUGGAUUCAGUCACAUUAAGUGAUGAGAAUGUCAAAUUCCAAAUUAUUCAUGAGAAGACUAAGGUUCUUCUACAAGUAGAAAUUUAUGAAAUAGAAGGCAAUAUUUUCAGGCUUAAAAUUGAUGAGGCUUCACCUCUCAGAGCAAGAUACAAAGUUCCUGAUGUUCUUGUAAAGGAACCUACCACCCAGAGACUCUUCAUAUCCCACAAGGAGGCAGGUAUUCUGGCACUGUCAAGUGUUAAUGGGGACUACAAACUUCAAGUCACAGCACACCCCUUCCAAGUUGAGCUGCAGUCCAAGGGUGAGACUGUUAUGAGCGUGAAUUCCAAUGGGUUGUUAUAUUUUGAGCACCUACAACCACCUCCCAGUGAUAGAAAACCUACAGCACAAAGUGAGGAGGCAGCAAGUGAUUACUUUAAGGAAAAACAAGAGGAUCUAGGUCUCUGGCAAGAGAAAUUUGGCAGUUUCUUAGACAUCAAAGCUCAUGGUCCCAGUUCUGUAGGCAUGGACUUCUCUUUACAUGGAUAUGAUCACGUUUAUGGAAUACCACAACACACAGAAACACUUCUUCUCAAAAACACCAGUGAUGGUGAUGCCUACCGGCUUUAUAAUUUGGAUAUCUUCGGCCACAAGAUACAUGAUAAAAUAGGCAUUUAUGGUUCAGUGCCCCUUCUCUUAGCACACAAGCCUAACAGAACUUCAGGGGUCUUCUGGCUGAACUCUUCAGAAACGCUGGUGGAUAUUAGUACAAAGGCAGUAGCUGAGCACAUGUCAUCUAGAUCUGCUGCAGAGACUGCUAAGCAGAGAGCAGUGCCUGUAACUGAUGUACGCUGGAUGUCAGAAAGCGGAAUCAUUGAUGUUUUCCUGCUGAUGGGACCCACUGCCUUUGAUAUCUUCAAGCAGUUUGCACAACUGACAGGCACUCAAGCCCUGCCUCCCCUUUUUUCUCUGGGCUACCAUCAGUGCAGGUGGAAUUAUGAGGAUGAGCAAGAUGUCAAGGCAGUAGAUGCUGGCUUUGAUGCACAUGACAUUCCUUAUGAUGUGAUAUGGCUGGACAUAGAGCACACAGAUGGCAAGAGGUAUUUUACUUGGGACAAAAAGAAAUUCCAGAACCCCAGAAAGAUGCAAGAACAUCUGAAGAAGAAAAAACGCAAGCUUGUCGUCAUUGUAGAUCCACACAUUAAGGUUGAUCCCACAUAUACCCUGUAUUCACAGGCAAAAGACAAGGGAUAUUUUGUGAAAGACAGAAAUGGGCAAGAUUUUGAGGGCAUCUGUUGGUCAGGUUCCUCUUGCUACCUGGAUUUCACCAAUCCUGAAGUGCGAAAAUGGUAUGCAGAUCAAUUUGCCUUCAAAACAUACAAGGGAUCCACUAAUAUCCUCUUUGUAUGGAAUGACAUGAAUGAGCCUUCAGUCUUCAAAGGGGCAGAACUAACAAUGCAGAAAGAUGCUGUGCACUACAAUAACUGGGAGCAUCGGGAAGUACACAACCUCUAUGGAUUCUACCAGCAAAUGGCAACUGCAGAAGGACUCAUCAGACGUUCUUCAGGAAAAGAGAGGCCAUUUGUCCUCACACGAUCUUUCUUUGCUGGAUCACAGAAGUAUGGGGCAGUGUGGACUGGAGACAACACAGCAGAGUGGAGUUACUUGAAAAUAUCCAUUCCAAUGCUUCUUACCAUCAGCUUGGCAGGGAUUUCCUUCUGUGGAGCUGAUGUGGGAGGGUUUAUUGGAGAUCCAGAACCAGAAUUACUUGUUCGCUGGUAUCAGGCUGGAGCCUACCAGCCCUUCUUCAGAGGUCAUUCUAACAUGGAGAGCAAACGGCGAGAACCGUGGCUCUUUGGGGAGAAGAACACCCAGAUCAUCAGGAAAGCCAUUAGAGAGCGCUACGUCCUCCUGCCUUACUUAUACACACUGUUCUAUCGGGCACACACAGCGGCUGAACCAGUUAUGAGGCCUCUCUGGGUAGAGUUUCCAGGAAAAACAGAAACUUUUGACGUGGAGUAUGAGUACAUGCUGGGAAAUGCUUUGUUGGUACAUCCAGUCACAGAGAAAGAGGCCAAGACAGUGAGUGUUCUGCUUCCAGGGUCAGAGGAGAUUUGGUAUGAUUUCAGAAAAUUUAAACGGAUGGAAGAUGCAGGCACUCUGAAGAUCCCAGUAACACUAGAGAAUAUUCCUGUGUUCCAACGGGGGGGCACUGUGAUACCUCUGAAGACCACAGCUGGGAAAUCCACUGAAUGGAUGAUAGAUAUUUCUUAUGAACUCCAUGUGGCCUUGGACACAGAGGCCUGUGCCAUAGGUGAGCUCUAUGUAGAUGAUGGACAUUCAUUUCAGUACCUCCACAAGAAGCAGUUCCUAUAUCGGAAAUUCACUUUCCACAAGAACAUUCUCACUUCCAGCUGCGCCGAUGAAAGCGGACAAUACCAAACCUCAUGUGUGGUUGAGCGGGUGAUAGUUCUGGGAUUUGGAAAGCAACCUACUUUUGUGACAGCCAGUUCCAAGGAGACUGGAGCACUUGAGAAGAGAUCUGGGCCAGUUUGACAAGCAGCAUCAGUAGAUAUGCCAGAUGCCGAGGUUAUCACCAGAGUUCUGCUUGCAAUCUGCCUUGUGAAAACAAACACAGAAGGAGCCACCCUGUGUGGUUAGACACUUCCCUUUUCCAGUCCUUAUGACAACACAAAAUGAGCUGGUCUGUACAGGAAAGUGAACAACAGGCUCACUGAACAGUUCAGUCACUGGAGGUAAGGUUUGAGUAGGUUGUGCCAGUCACUUGUGCAAUAUUAGAAGACAGUGACAUGGCAGUGCAGAAGGCUGUCCCACAGCUGCCUUUGAAACUUGGAUUUUGAAAAGGCACAGGUCCACAUUAACUGCAGUACUGGCUUAGGAUAGCAGCUAUACUCACACGGAAACAUUUUCAAUGUUAUUGCUCCCCUCUAUCUGCAAGUACUACUUAAAAAAAAAAAAAAGUCUUUUAUUAGGAAAGAAUUGGCGUUGAUGAUUGAGUGUCAUUGAUCAAAGCCAGCCCAGGGAAGCAGCUAUACUCCUCCAUAUCUUCCAGCUCCUGCCAAGGUUUAGCUUCCAUUACACAUGUUUUAGUACUGUCUUGAUCAGUUUUUAGUAUCUGGCCGAGAUUUGAGCUUGGCAUUUAUGGAGCAGUUUAAUAAUAAUGGGAUUAAUUCUACAUUUAGCCAUCCCACUUCAUGCUUUUCUCCCAUUCUGUUACAACGCCAGCCUAAUGUUCCCUUGCUUCCUUUUCACACCAUCUCUGCAAAAAGAACUGGUUUGUCCUGAUGCUUGCUUCCCUUGCAAAACUAGGAGACAUCCUGAGUCCCACAUCCACUACAUCCUGCCCGUUCCCUCAGGCCUUUCCAUACUAGGCAUCCCUUUUCACAGGCUACCAUUGCUCUACAGUUUGUUUGCCCUUUCCAUUUGCUACAUUUGUAAACUACGUUAUUUUAAAACCAGUCUGCUUUGAGUCAAAACUGAACAUGCCAUCAGUUGGGUUUCUGAAUAUAAAAGGACAUAGUUUACUUAAUUUGUUUUAGUAAGAUAAAGGACUAUUUUCUAAAAACACUGGUAAAUUAACUCAUAGGAAACAGAAAGGGACAGUCACAAUUUUUGCCAACAUAACAUUACUAAGUUCCCUGUGCUUAGUCAGUCAUUCACACCUGCUGCUGUUUGUCCUCUGCAGGACAGACUUCUGGGAAUAGCAACUGUGAGAGCAAACUGAGUGUUCCGCUCUUGACGACUCAAGUGUAGCUUGCUCCCCACCAGACCCUUAAGUUCUUUCUUUUUCAUUCUGCAGAGCUGUUUGUCAGCACCUCCUAGGAGACCAUGUGAGCCUCUGCUCCAGGAACUGGCAACAUAAAUACUGUUGUGCUUAAUGCAGCUGAGUUAAUCCAGGUAGAACAGUAGCAACA
Corapipo altera (White-ruffed manakin) is the source of this 4161-nucleotide messenger RNA. RefSeq names its product glucosidase alpha, neutral C (gene GANC). Gene Ontology annotation, molecular function: alpha-1,4-glucosidase activity; carbohydrate binding. The coding region runs from base 110 to 2782 and encodes 890 amino acids. Gene Ontology annotation, biological process: carbohydrate metabolic process; N-glycan processing. Lineage: Eukaryota; Metazoa; Chordata; Aves; Passeriformes; Pipridae. The record is from RefSeq and is a predicted model, not a curated record. The transcript has 24 exons.